AUGGCGAGUGCCUUAUCUGAAAACGGCUGUGUUGAGGAUGAUAAAGCCUCCCAGCAGCAGCAGGAUCCUCCUCAGCCUGGUGAAGAGGAACAUCAGGCUGAAAAUGAACAUGGAACCGAGGAGGUACGAGAACAGGACGGAGCUGAGGAUGAGGGGGAGGAACUGGAUGAGUCCUGUGCCAGCUCUACUAUGCACAAAGCAAUAAACACUGGUCAAAUGAAUGGGGGAACAGCAGAGACUCCAACAAAUGAAUCCCCCAAAACACCCAGCAAGUCCAUUUUUGGAAAUCGCACUGGCAGGAGGAACCAGGAACUGAAAGAACGUUCCAGCUUCAUCUGCCCACUGUGUGAGAAGAACUGCCUGACCCUGCACCAGUUCACCAUGCAUAUACGCCAGCAUAACACGGCGAAAGAGGGGAGCGAUCACUCCUGCAGCAUCUGUGGGAAGGCGCUGAGUUCAGCCAGCUCUCUGGACCGCCACAUGCUGGUGCACAGCGGAGAGAGACCCUACAAAUGCAGGGUCUGCGGCCAGACCUUCACCACCAACGGGAACAUGCACAGGCACAUGAAAAUUCAUGACAAGGACCCAAACAGUGCGCCAGCUUCACGCCCCACCUCUCCCAACAAACGGGGAAAACAAAAGAGGAAACCGAGUUUACAGGAUGAAGUGGAGAAAAUCGAGGAGCCGUCCAAUAAAAAGGUAUUAAUAAUGCAGCAGUCGGAAGAACAACCCCCUGCCAAGCGUGAAGAAGACCUGCUGCACUGUCCAAUCUGCUUUAAGACCUUCAUCUGUAAAUAUGGUUUGGAGUCGCACAUGGAAACACAUCCUGACACUGCACUUAGAUGCAACUUGUGCUGCAUCACCUUUCGCACACACCGAAGUCUUCUACGCCAUAAUUCCGUUAUUCAUAAGCAACUGCCCACGGAUCCCACUGGACGGCCGUUCAUCCAAACCAACCCUUCUAUACCUCUGGGAUUCAGCGAUCUGUCCUUUAUUGACUUUUCUUGCCACAAGUUCCCUCAAAUUGCACAGAUCUGGUGUGAGACUAAUCUGCGACGUUGCUCCAGCAAGUUCCACAGGUUUGUUUGCGAAGUCUGCAACAAGGCCUUUCCUCUUCAGGUGUCUCUAGAGCUGCACAAAGCUGACUGUGCCGAACCCCCAAAACAGGAAGCUAAACCCAUCUCAGAUGCACCCAAAAUCAGCUCCAAUCUUACAGAUUCCAAAGAGUUCGAUAAAUCGACAACACACAAACCCACCAGUCCUGUUGAUGAGAAGGACGAUUUCAUGGAGUCUCUCGGACUUCAGCUUUCUUCACGGGUCAAGCCCAGGCAAUCUGAGGAAGAAAUCCAGCAAGAAGUUUUGGACAGCAUUCGUUUUAUUCGUGUUGACCCCUCCUCAGCAAAUCUACCUCAAGAGACCAAUAGUAACCUCGGUCUCUGUCUUCUAGACCCUGCCUCUAUUCAAGGCUUAAACAAGGGCAACGGCCUGAGUCUCGUUUCUCUGCACCCUCUUCAGGGUGGUUUGGUCGUCCGACCUGUCAGUCAAGCAGGAGUUGAACUUGCUGACAUCCAGCAGAUUCUGAAGAUGGCGGCAUCUGUGCCAUCUCAGGUUACCUUCCCUUUGCUUCCAAAAGCUCCCGGAAGUCCUCAACAGGCAGAACCAAAACAGAUUAGUCCUCCUAAAUCCAAGCCUUUGGUUGCUCCACGAUCCAGCAUGGGAACCUCCACACCACCUCCACCGGUCAUGAAUGCCCAGCAAGCCUCUUCAGGUUGCGUUAGUCCUGGUUUGCCACCCCCUGCCACUUCCAAGCAGUCAUCAAACAUCCCCUCCUCCUCAACUUCAUCCUCUCCUGUAAACUGGGAGACCACUCAUCUAGGAGGAGACAGAUGUGGAGCAGCAGUUACACAGUUCAACCCGGCUAACGGAACUGUGAAGCAGGAUGAGGUUUCGGCUAAAGAUGUAAGAACGUCCGCUGAGCAGAAGGCCCCGAAGACAGAAUACAUCUGCCGUGUGUGUAGCAAAGUCUUCUUCUUCGCAGGAGGCCUCCAGGCUCAUAUGCGGGGUCAUUUCUUGGAAUCCUCUCCAUAUAAGUGCAGUAUGUGCACCUAUGCCGCUCCAGACAAUGCCACACUGAUGCGGCAUUUACGGACACACAGCGGCGAGCGCCCUUACGUCUGUCGCAUUUGUCACUAUCCUUUCACAGUCAAGGCCAACUGCGAGCGCCAUUUACGCAAGAAACACACGAUUAACAAUCGACGGGACAUCGAGAAAAACAUUGAGUACGUUACCCCGUCAUCGAGUGUAAGCGGAGUGAUUGGCGGUACGACACUAGACCUCUCAGAUUCUGCUGGUACUGGUACCACAACCUGUCAGUAUUGUGGAGAAGACCUGAAGAGUUACAGGGCUCUUCAGAUUCAUCUGAGAACUCACAACGGCUGCCAGAGAAAACCUUUCGAAUGUCGCCAAUGUGGGGCAGCCUUCCUUACCAAAAGGAACUGCAUCCAUCACCUGAUGAUGCAACACACAGAAAUCAAAGAAAUGGAAAUCGAGGAUCACGUUAACACACUCGUUCCGCUUACAGCGGCAUCUUCUGUCCAGGCCAAGUCUUCCGCUCUAGUCUCAGAAGGGGUUUCACCAAGCAUUCCGCUUCAGUCUACCAAGCAAGGGGUUUGCACCUUCUCUAAAGCUGGUGAUCAGGACGAGCCCUUGGAUUUCUCCAACAAGACUUUAAAAACUGUUGGUUCAGACAAGAAACCAGAGCCAGUGGUUCCCUCUCUGUCAUCUGGCGACUGCUCUAUGGAGCCCAUCGAUCUCUCUAUGCCUAAGAAUCAAAAAGAAAAAGUGAAAAAAGAACCAGUCAGUACAACAUCAUCAUCCUGUCAACAGGAGAUCACCAAGGAGAUUACUUCCUCAAGCUCAGACAAGUCGUCUGGAAAGGUCUUGGGCCUCCACGUGUCCCUUCCAAUGUCUACCCCAAGCCUCGCUUUCUCCCUCACAAGUGAUUUAUCCAAACAUUACACACGCCUGAAGCCUCUGCUCCCUAAACCAGCUUCUGCCUCCAACACAACAGAGAUGCCACCUCUUGCUUCCAUUGCUCAGAUCAUCUCUUCUGUGUCUGCCGCCCCGGUGCUGCUCAAAACCGGAAUAAUCACUGAGAAAAGUGACGUGGUGGGUGUUGAAACACUAAUUGAGAAGAAGUGUUCCAAUGGCACUACUAGUCCCGAGCCCUCCCUUAGCAGUUCCUCUACUGUUGGAUCCAAGAGGAGAGGCAGGAAGAGGCAGUUCCAGGAAGAAAUGUGUGAUCCGACACAGGCAGCCCUCAGUGCCAUCGAUUCGGAAUCUACUGAAGAGUUUCCAAGUGUGGAAAAGAUGCUGGCUACUACAGAUGCAAAUAAAUUUAGUCCGUACCUGCAGCAACGGCAGGUGGAGCCAGAAAAAGAGAAACCACCCGCCAGCGAGGAACAAAGUGAAGGAAAGGCCGACAAGCAGAAGGUUCGGACCCAGAGCAAAGGAAAGAAGAAUGCCUACUCCAAUUCUGUGCAGAAGAUGAAGUGUUCCUACUGCCCUCGGGUGUUCCCUUGGUCUAGCUCCUUACAAAGACACAUGCUAACUCAUACAGGCCAGAAGCCAUUCCCCUGCCCUCAGUGUGAUGCAUUCUUCUCCACCAAGUCCAACUGUGAGCGCCACCUUUUGCGUAAACAUGGCAUGUCUAAUCGCAGCACAGCGCAGAGCACCGGGUCGCACCACAAAGCCAAGGAUGACGAGGGUUCACAGGAAAGUGCAGAUGAUGUUUCUGAUGCUGAGCGCUCUGUAGCUGAGGAUUCUGCCAGUCCAGAAAGGGAGGAGAAAGCCACGCCCACUGAUGAGGACCAACCAGAGCAGCUGAACAACACAGCCAUGGAGGAACAAGAGUGCAAGAAAGAUCCAGACACCCCACAGUCUGAUGAGUUGAACCACAUGAAUAUGGACAUUACGGAGAACAGUGACGACUCUCAAAUCGAAAAGAGUCUCGAUUUAAGUGAACCUACAGAGGUCGAACCCUCGGGAACAGAGGAGCAACAGCCUGAGGCUAAAGAACCAGUGGUAGAACCAGUGGUGGAAACCGAGGGUCCAGAACCAGAAGAGUUUCCUCAUACGUGCAGUACCUGCAAAAAGACCUUCCGCCACGCGGCCACCCUGAGCCGACACCAGAGCAUCCAUCAGCAGGACAGCCAGGUGGAGAACGGAGGCAGGAGAACCAGGCAUCAACAGCCCACGGUGUCCAGUCCACCUGUGAGCACCAGGACCUCCACUAAAAAGGAGGUGGAGCCUGAGACCGAAGCAGACGAGAAGAACGGCAGCGCUGUAGAGAGCGGAGCCGAGGAGGACGAGGAGGGGCGAAAAGAGGAAAGAAACGAUGAAGAGGAAGAAGGGGGCUCAUCGGAGACUAAAGGUUUGGAGGAGGAGAAGGAAUCGGUGAGAGGUCGAUCUGACAAGAGAAAGAAGAUCUGCAGCGUGUGUGGCAAACGGUUCUGGAGUCUGCAAGACCUGACCAGACACAUUCGGUCACAUACUGGAGAAAGACCUUAUCAGUGCCAAACAUGUGACCGGACCUUCACCCUGAAGCACAGCCUGGUUAGGCAUCAGCGCAUUCACCAGACUACUCCAGACGGCAGAGCGGCAGACAGAACGGACGACUCCGACGCGGCCGACGGACCCAGAGACGACAGCGCCGUCGAUGGAUCUGGAAGUGAGACUGACGCUUCUCCUGGAUUCGACUCAAACCAAGGAAGCUAACGAAGUAAGCACGGAAUCCCAGAAACGACUGGCGGAAGGUACCGGCAUCCAAGAGGAGGAGGAUUUUUCCACAACAAAAGCUUCAAACGAAGAUGAAUCAUGAAGUAAAAUCUCAGGCAGCGGAGUCUCUUUUUUUACAGUCCCAAAUUUAAUGGGCAACCCAGAUGCCCAAGAUGAUCACCAGGAACUAAAGAGACGACUCUGCUGUAGUUUAAUGACCUUCCAAAAACACUAAAGGUGACCCAGAGGCUUGUGUCUUUGUGCAGGUUUUGUCAGAAUGAAAAAGCAGAACAAACUGGAAACUGAGUUUUCUCAACGCCUUAAUGAUUCUGAGAUCUGGAUCUAGAAAACUGCACAGUAUAAUUAUUUUAAUCAAUUGGACAU
Trichomycterus rosablanca is the source of this 5160-nucleotide messenger RNA. It is a transcript of the gene rreb1b, whose product is annotated as ras responsive element binding protein 1b. Gene Ontology annotation, biological process: regulation of transcription by RNA polymerase II. Gene Ontology annotation, molecular function: RNA polymerase II cis-regulatory region sequence-specific DNA binding; DNA-binding transcription activator activity, RNA polymerase II-specific. The coding region runs from base 1 to 4776 and encodes 1591 amino acids. Gene Ontology annotation, cellular component: nucleus. NCBI's taxonomy places the organism in Eukaryota, Metazoa, Chordata, Actinopteri, Siluriformes, Trichomycteridae. The record is from RefSeq and is a predicted model, not a curated record. The transcript has 11 exons.